AUGCACAAGGAAGAUCAUGGCCGAAGAAAACCAAAGCAGAUCGUGUCAACUGCGGGGAGCAACGGCAACGGCAACGCAAACUUCAAUCAGCAACACGGGGAAGUAAGCUCAGGCCCGGUGGACUUUUGUGAAGUGUUCCGAAGCGGAAACGCUGUGAGUCUGAUGCAUCUGGGUAUACCCGCCCACGCUACUGCUACAGAACUGGAGAUGCGUGCUAGCCUCCGAGGAAGAUCUCCUCACCGUCUCACGACGCCAAUGCCCAUCGUGUCAGUUGGUUGGCUAGCGGCCCUUGCAUCCCUUCUCCUUUUGGCCAGGCACACUCAUGUUGCUGAUCGAAUGUUUUUGGUCGAGCAAAACACCAAGAGCCAAAUCUCACGAUAG
Messenger RNA from Fusarium venenatum, 381 nucleotides. The record is from RefSeq and is a predicted model, not a curated record. Lineage: Eukaryota; Fungi; Ascomycota; Sordariomycetes; Hypocreales; Nectriaceae.